ACUUCUUAACCUAAAGUUCUAAUCCAUCUGUGCGCCUGUGUGCCAUCUUCACUCUGAGCUCCGGACAGCAUGUGGGAAGACAGCGCAUCCUUCUCUCCGUCCUUUAUGGAGCUUUUCAAUCAUCACAUUCAUCUAAAUCGUUUUGCUCCGACAUGCAGUCUGCUGAUGCUGAUGUUGGUGCUCUUUUGGAGCGGAAAUACAAAAGGUGUCUCAGUGACUGGUGGAGACCUGACCGUGGUGGAGGGACAUGAUGUUACUUUACCCUGCAAGAUGACUGAGCAGGAGAAGACACUCACUCAGAUAUCAUGGAGGAGGAAGACCAGAGGAAUGCCUGGAAAUCCUUUUUUUUACACCAUUUCAGAAGAAAACGGUCAAAGUUUUGUCAAUGAUCCUGAUCCUCGAAUCAGUUUCAUUGGAAAUUUUGCAGAGAGGGAUGGAACUCUACAAAUAUCCAAUGUUUCAUUAAAUGAUGAAGGAAGCUACACGUGUAUUUUUUCUUUGUUUCCCAGUGGAACUUACAGUACAGAAAUACCUCUACGAGUAGAAGUCCCUCCAGCUACAAGCCUCAACUCCACCCUUCUUGUUUUGGGAAAUGAAGAAGUUCUUCUUGCCACCUGCACAGCUGCUGCCUCCCGGCCCGCUGCGCAGCUGCGGUGGAUCAUUGGCGCUCUUGGGAAGAAUUUAAGGGAAACGACCAGCGUCACGGAGCACGAUAAUGGAACCACGACCACGGUGUCGUCGCUGUUUGGAGUGCCGAGGAGAGAAAUCAGCGGUCAUGAAGUGCAGUGUGUGGUCAGCAGCUCGGCCCUGGCAGAAGAACACCGCGAGGCUUUCACCUUACAGGUCUUCUUUCCCCCCAUGAACGUGACCAUCGUAGAAACGUCAGACGACACCCUUGAAUGUGUUUCUGAGGGAAACCCAGAGCCGAGCGUCAGGUGGACCAGAUCUGACAAGACUUUACCCGAGUCUGACUUCAGAGUUGAUGGUGGGAAGCUGACGUUUCUGCGAUGCGCUUCUGAUCUGAAAGGCUUCUAUCAGUGUGAGGUUUCAAACCCAUAUGGACAACAAAGCCAGCAGGUCUACUGGACUGUUGUUUCAGUAUCCAACCCUCUUCCUUGGAUCUUACUUGUUCUUGUGCUUAUCCCGUACGUCAUCAUUGCAGUGCGGUUCUUCUAUAAAUCUGGAUAUAUUGCAAGAAAGUUUCAAAGGAUUCCGACUCAUUUCAACUCAACAGAAAUGGUGGUGUGGUUCUGUCUGGAGGCAGGGUGAGUAGCUGGUACAAUGGCUUUGCCACUUUAGAGAAAUCUGGGAUAUAAACCCUGUAGUAGGAGAGGAAGCCGAGGACUCUGCUCAGUUCUCCCACUGUGGAUGGUGGUUUAUCCUUGAGGGCUUGGACAGGUGCUACCUCAGCUGGAUCCAUGGUGUAUAACCCUCCUCUGACACCAUCCGGCCAAGAAAACGCACUCUCCGCUUGAAGAUGUCACACUUCUUUGGGCUGAGUUUGACACCAUGUUUCUGGUAUCUCUGCAAUACAGCACGGAUAUGGUCCAGGUGGCUGCUGAAAGAAGGUGAGUGGACGAGGUUGUCAUCUAGGUAUGGCUGGCAGACAACGUCACGAAGGCCUCUCAGACAGUCCUCCAUACUCCUUUGAAACUCUGCUGGUGCUGAGCUGAGGCCAAAUGGAAUGCGGUUCCACUGGUACAAACCCCAAGGUGUUAUGAAGGCUGUGAGGGGACGACUUUCAGAGUCCAGGAACCCCUGAUGAUAUGCUUUUCCCUGAUCAAGGACCGAAAACCAGGAGCUGCCAUGCAGGGAGUCAAGCAUAUCCUGGAUCCUCGGAAUUGGAUGUCUGUCUGGUACUGAUUUACGGUUUAGUUCUCUGUAAUCACAGCAUAGCCUCAAUUCUCCUGUCUUUUUUCGGACACAGACAAUUGGGGAGGAGUAUGGUGACCUUGAUUCUGAAAUCCAUCCCCGGUUCAGUAGAUCUUGGAGGUACUCUUUCACCUCUUGGUGCAGGGGUUUUGGCACUGAUAUGUAGGUUUUUCGAACAGGAGUAGUGUCAUGCAGUGUGAUGUGCAUGCUUAGGCUGGGGAUGCAUCCCACGUCCUUAUCAUCAUAAGCAAAAGCAUGGCACUCCUCCCUUAAGAGCUGUUUCACAAUCUGCUGCUCGUCAUCAGUGAGGUGGUCUAACUUGACAGGUGGAUCCCACUGGGAGGGCUUGUUGUUGUGCUGUGGGUGAGUGGUUACCUCAUUUAACUGUAGAGGAUGUUGCACCAUGUUCUGUUCAGGUGUCUCUGGUAUCUUGUCAGGAGGCUCCAUUGUGAGAGGAUACACCGUUUUCGUUUCUUCCAGGUGGCCCAGGAAUGUGCGAGGGAAUAUGGUGACAUCCGUCUUGGUGGUGUUUGCAAUUGCCACUGGGAUGCAUGCAAACCUUGCUUCGCUGAUAGUGACGAGCCCCUCCUGGAUCACCAGACCUUCAGGCAGCUGUGAAGAGACACUUGGAACAAACAACAGGCUCUCCCCCGCAAACUGGGCUCCAACCUGUGCGUGAACAUAAGAAGUGGUUAUCUGUUCAGCAGCUAGACGAAUUCCCCUCUUGCCUGUCUGCACUGUUCCAACACUUUCGUAUGGAUCUGGUGUCUGGAGUAACUUUAGCAUGGAUUUCGCUGUGCCUGCAGUCACUGAGAAGAUUUCACUGAUUUUUUGAAUGUUCUGUAAUCUUGGUUGUCUCUUAUCCCACUUCCCCACUACUUCCUCAAUCACAUUGAAUCCAAUAAUAGGCUGUUCUGCAACAUUGGGGUCACUGGAUAGUAGCAAGGGGACUAAAAGUGUUCUUUUGGGGCAAUUGUCACAGUCCAAAUAAAACUCAGUCUCUAUCCAUCCAUCAUAUGGAAUUUCACUUCCAUUUGCAGCCAAUGCUACCAGUGGUUCUGUCCCCAAAAGCUCAGAAAGAGGCUUGACAGUGCUCUGUGGGAGGUGCUGUUUGCGCCACUCAUUGUUGAUCAGACUUGCCUGAGCUCCAGUGUCCCAUAGAACCUCAACUGGUACGUUGUCCAAGUGGCACUGGACCGUGCAUCUUCUCCCAAUGAGGCUGAUGAGCUUGGUUUGGCGUUGUGAGGGCAUGUAGCCACUAGAUGGCGCAUUGCCGCUUUCACUGUUGUUUGGCUGUGGGGUGUCUGGAGGAAAAUCUGUGUUUUCACCUGAUAGUCCUUGUGAAGAGGAGAAGGUGUUUGGCAGGAACACAGAACUGACUUGGGACCUGGAGGGCUGGUGGGCUACUGGGGGUCCCGGGUCAGCAGCCCUCUCCCGUUUCCCUGAGUGAACCUGGUCUGCCUGCAGCCACGAGAGAGAUGACCUUCCUGUCCACAACGAUAGCAGUGUCUACAUGUGUCGCCAACCUGAGCCUCUCGGCACGCUUGACAUCCUCUGGCCCAUCUUGCUGCUGGUGGUACUGGAGUGGUGGUCUUGGGUUUUGGCUUUGUUGCUUCUAAUGUGUCGCUGACCAUUUUCCUCACUUCCAGAACUUCCGCCUUGAGACCCUCGAUUAGUUUUGCCACCUCUGAAUCUGAGUUUUUACUUUGCCCUUGUUUUUUCUUUGUGAGGGCUCCUGCACCUCCUGCCACUUGAGUCUCUUCAGUGGUGUCAGCAACAGUGUUCAGCGGAGGCUGUCUAUUGUUGUGCUGAAGCUCAGUUUGUAUUUCAUUUACUCGUGGUGGCUUGACUGUUGUGUUCCUCCGAAGCUUGUUUUGGCGCUCUAGCUCAAGACUGGCAGCCUCAUUUAUCUUCUCAAUGAGAACCUCAUCAGUUACUUUGGGGUUGCUGAGGUGAGGUUUUAAUUGAAACUUCACUGCCUCACUAAGCAAACCAGUCUCGAGUGAUCGCAGGAACUUACGUUGGAUUAAGUCCGAGCUGAACUGCUCCUCUGUGGCCUCAUCACCUGACUUCCAGAGCAGUUUCUCCCUGAGCUCUAUUGCUCUGAAAAGGAAGUCUUGAGCAGAUUCUUUUGCAUCUUGGGAUAUGUUCAUGAGCCUAUGAAGCAGGUCAGAUGAAGAAUCCACUUUAUAAUGUCCUCUCAGUAUGGUUCUUAAUGUGGGAAGUGUGAGGUCUCGCUUCACUUCCAGCAGAUCACGAAGAUGAAGGCCAGGGCUUACUGCUUUAAUCACAGCUUCAAUGAUUUCUGACUCUGAGUAGCCUUUCUUAAGGCCGGACUCGAUCUGGUUGGUCAGACUGGUAAAAGAUAAUUUUUCCUUCUGUCCAGCCUCCCCGAUUUGACCCCAUAUCCUGAAAUCUUUCCUCAAUGUCACCUCUGGUGUGAAGGAUGAAGGCUGACUGACUUCUCUUUCUUUUGCAAUUCUGCUCCCCAAAGCUUCAAUCUUCUCCUCCAGAACACGACGUGCUUCUGCCUGAGCCUGCUGAAGCUGUGCAUACUCUUGCUGCAAUUUUGUUAUUUCACUCGAUUCUGGUUGUUGUAUGUCUUCUUUGUCUGUAAUCUGUGUUUGUAAUGACUUUAUAAGUGACUGGAGAUCACUGAUGCACUGCUGGAACACAAGAGAUUCCUCCUCCUCCUCAAUUUCAUCUAAAGUUUUCUCCACGAGCCGAAUCAGGAACCGAUGGGACUGUCCGUUGAAUCCCUUACCUGAUGGCUCACUGCACUUCAGAUGCUGACACACCUUGAUGAGUUCUGAUUUCUCCAGGUUCCACAACACGGCACUGAUCUCAUCUUUGAGUUCCUCCAUCUUGGUCUUGCGUUCUUUCCUUGUUGUCUAGGUUCGUCUCUGAAGAAGGGACUGUAUCUUCGUUCUCCACACAAUCCCUCCUGGCUGGCUCGCCAGAAUGUUGCACGUGCACAAGGAUGACACCGGAUGUCCACGUGCCAAUGGAAUUUAUUUUUAUACAGGGGUUCUGCAAACGCAAUACAAACAAUAAAUGUUUGGAACAUAUAUGCUGCUCUCUGCCCCGAGUCCGCUCCUGUUCUGGCUUCUUUGUGGGUUUUUUCAGUUUUCUAACACAAAUAAUGCAAAACUAAACAAUAAUACUACAAAGCAUAACAUGAAAACACAUAACACACAACACUGUGAAGAAUGAGUAGACUUCCUCAAAACAUAUCUAUGGCACUUGUGCACUUAACUCACCUGCAAACGCAAUACAAACAAUAAAUGUUUGGAACAUAUAUGCUGCUCUCUGCCCCGAGUCCGCUCCUGUUCUGGCUUCUUUGUGGGUUUGAGCAACAGCACCACUUUCCUCUAAGAAUACUCAUGCUGCCUCCUACUGGCAGAUUUGAGUAUUGCCCGAGAUCCACAGCAAGCAGGUGAGCAGUGACACAAGGCUUACAAUGAAAUCAAUUGCAAUAAAAUAAAAGUGGGGGGGCAAGACAAUCAACAAAACUACAAAUCUGGACAUCAAAAUAACAAACUGAAUGUCCAGGGUGCCACAUUCGAAAUGACUAAGGAACUGCGCUAAAUGGGCCAAUUUGCCAAAAUGUUGAAGUAUCGCUUUAAAUUGAGAAGUGAUUGGCAGAAACAUCUUUCAUACACCCAAUUAUCUGGCUACUUACCUGUUUAAGGUGGAAAGCUAUAUAUAUAGUUGUUGUGGAAUGAUAAAGGAGCUGCUGACACAACUUGCAUUUGGCUUUUUUUUGGUCAUCUUUGACUUGUUCUGAAGUUUUUUUGCCGACAUUGU
Messenger RNA from Salarias fasciatus (jewelled blenny), 5679 nucleotides. RefSeq names its product nectin-4-like. The coding region runs from base 70 to 1269 and encodes 399 amino acids. Gene Ontology annotation, cellular component: adherens junction. The record is from RefSeq and is a predicted model, not a curated record. The transcript is spliced from 8 exons. Lineage: Eukaryota; Metazoa; Chordata; Actinopteri; Blenniiformes; Blenniidae. Gene Ontology annotation, biological process: homophilic cell-cell adhesion; heterophilic cell-cell adhesion.